This is a messenger RNA of Oncorhynchus masou masou (cherry salmon), 1299 nucleotides long. Its product is annotated as probable glutathione peroxidase 8. Bases 16 to 750 code for a protein of 244 amino acids. NCBI's taxonomy places the organism in Eukaryota, Metazoa, Chordata, Actinopteri, Salmoniformes, Salmonidae. Gene Ontology annotation, biological process: response to oxidative stress. The record is from RefSeq and is a predicted model, not a curated record. The transcript is spliced from 3 exons. Gene Ontology annotation, molecular function: glutathione peroxidase activity.
GCUCCUCACUUCGCUAUGCGCCCGUCCAGCCAGCCAGAUUCAACCCAGCAACGGUUCACUAAGUCCUUCCCCCGCCCCAAGCUCUCAUUGUCCCCCUCCAAGAUGGAGGCGCUGGAGGUUUUGGGGGGCUACCCGACCAAGCCCUCGAACCCUCGAUCACGAAUGGUCAGGGUUCUACUGAGUAUGACUGUUGUUAUGGGAUGUUUAUUAAUGUUACAUAGUUUUCUCAAAAUCACUAAGUCGCGGAAGCCGCAAGAUUUCUACUCUUUUGAGGUGAAGGACGCCAAAGGGAGAAGCGUUUCUCUGGAGAGAUACAGAGGCAAAGCGUCUCUGGUUGUCAACGUGGCGAGCCACAGCGAACACACAGAGAAUAACUAUCGCUCUCUGCAAGAGCUGCACCGGGAACUGGGGACGUCACAUUUCAACGUGCUGGCUUUUCCCUGCGGCCAGUUUGGGGAGACCGAGAUGGGGACCAGCCGGGACAUCGAGGCCAACGCCAAGAACACCCAUGGCGUCACCUUCCCUAUCUUCAGUAAGAUCAAAAUCAUGGGAUCGGAGGCGGAGCCAGCUUUCAAAUUCAUAACAGAUUCUGUGAAAAAGAUUCCAAAGUGGAACUUCUGGAAGUUCCUGGUGAACCCUGAGGGCCAGGUGGUGAGGUUCUGGAAGGCAGAGGAGCCCGUCGAGAACGUUCGUCAGGAGGCCACGGCCAUGGUGCGCGAGAUCAUUCUGAAGAAAAGGGCAGAGCUCUAACAGCGUGGAACUUGUCAAGACAGGAGUGACUACACCUCUGAGUUCAAUUGAACGUUCCUGGGGUACUGUACGACGGACGAACAUUUCAACACACUUUAUUAUGAUUUGGCCACUUUGACAAACUUUGCAGAAGAUCAUGUUCAUUGCACUGUAGGUGGGUUUAGUGUUUUACUGGAUGGCAACAGGACUAGAAUAAGAGCCUGUGUGUGUGUGUGUGUGUGUGUGUGUGUGUGUGUGUGUGUGUGUGUGUGUGUGUGUGUGUGUGUGUGUGUGUGUGUGUGUCUCUGAGUGUGUGUGUCUCUGAGUGUGUGGGCCAUGUCGUUUACUACUAAGUAUCAUGGCCUGGAUGACCCACCUUUAUGUGUAAUAUGGAUUUUCUGUUCCAUACAACUCUUUGUGUGUGUGUGUCUCUCUGUGUGUCUCUGUGUGCGUCUCUGUGUAUGUAAUAUAGAUUUUCUUUGUGUCAGUACUCUCUGGUAGCUGCAUGUACACAUGGCCAUCUUGUUCAGUUUGUCUUGUUCUGAGAUAGAUUAAAGACUGUUAUGUUUA